Molecule: messenger RNA, 3109 nt
Organism: Sorex fumeus (smoky shrew)
Lineage: Eukaryota; Metazoa; Chordata; Mammalia; Eulipotyphla; Soricidae
Gene: TWF1
Product: twinfilin actin binding protein 1
Exons: 10
Coding region: 91-1164 (357 amino acids)
Biological process (GO): barbed-end actin filament capping; regulation of lamellipodium assembly; positive regulation of neuron projection development
Cellular component (GO): actin filament; cytoplasm; myofibril
Molecular function (GO): actin monomer binding; actin filament binding
Source: RefSeq, a predicted model, not a curated record
GGGCCGGCGAAGCCGCCGCCACUUCCUGGAGCCGCGGGCCGGGCUGCUGGCCGCAGUGUACGUCGGCGCCGGGAGCUCGCGGCCGCCACCAUGUCCCACCAGACCGGCAUCCAGGCAAGUGAAGAUGUUAAAGAUGUCUUUGCCAAAGCAAGAAAUGGGAAAUACAGACUUCUGAAAAUAUCUAUUGAAAAUGAGAAACUUGUGAUUGGAUCAUGUAAUCAGCCUUCAGAUUCCUGGGAUAAGGAUUAUGAUUCCUUUAUUUUACCCCUGUUGGAAGACAAACAACCAUGCUAUAUAUUAUUCAGGUUAGAUUCUCAGAAUGCCCAGGGGUAUGAAUGGAUAUUCAUUGCAUGGUCUCCAGAUUAUUCUCCUGUUCGUCAAAAGAUGUUGUAUGCUGCAACAAGAGCAACUCUGAAAAAGGAGUUUGGAGGUGGCCACAUUAAAGAUGAAGUAUUUGGUACAGUAAAGGAAGAUGUAUCAUUACACGGCUAUAAGAGAUACUUGCUCUCUCAGUCCUCCCCUGCCCCGCUGACUGCAGCUGAGGAAGAGUUACGGCAGAUUAAAAUUAAUGAGAACCCAGAGGAUCGUAUUGGGGUACAAACUGAUGUGAGUGUGGACACCAAGCAUCAGACACUACAAGGUGUCGCAUUUCCUAUAUCGAGAGAAGCUUUUCAGGCUUUGGAGAAAUUGAAUAAUAGACAGCUCAACUAUGUUCAAUUGGAAAUAGAUAUUAAAAAUGAAACCAUAAUUUUGGCCAACACAAUAAAUACAGAAUUAAAAGACUUGCCAAAGAGAAUUCCCAAGGAUUCAGCACGUUACCAUUUCUUUUUGUAUAAACAUUCCCAUGAAGGAGACUAUUUGGAAUCCAUAGUGUUUAUUUAUUCAAUGCCUGGAUACACAUGUAGUAUAAGAGAACGGAUGCUGUACUCUAGCUGCAAGAGCCCUCUGCUUGAAAUUGUAGAAAGACAACUACAAAUGGAUGUGAUUAGGAAGAUAGAGAUUGACAACGGAGAUGAGCUGACAGCAGACUUCCUCUAUGAGGAAGUGCACCCCAAGCAGCACGCGCAUAAGCAGAGUUUCGCAAAACCGAAAGGUCCUGCAGGCAAAAGAGGAAUCCGAAGACUAAUUAGGGGUCCGGCUGAAACUGAAGCCACUACUGAUUAAAAUCACUGUAUUAGGGAUCAUGAUACUAGUUUUUUAAAAGUUCAGCUUUUAGUACAGGAGAACUGAAAUCAUUCCACGUUGAUAACUAGUAAGGGGAAAAUUAUACUUUUAAAAAAUAGCACUUUUCACUUCUGUGUGUUUUUUAAGAUAAUGUAAUAGAAGACUCCUGAUUUCUAUUUUUAAGUUUAAACUAAAAACAGGUUCCACAAAUGUUUAAUUUCAUCACACUGUUUUCAUGAAGUGGUGAUUCCAUGCUUUCACAUAAUUCUUAAAUUUUAUAGUUGGCCAAUACCAGAAAGUCUAAUAUCUUUAAGAUACACUUCUUACUAAUCUUUAGUAAAGACAGUGAACUUUUUCUCUAAGGGAGAGAUAACAACCUUAGAUUAUUAAUACUACUAUAAAUACGUUAAAGGGCAGAAGAUUAUUUUGUAAUUGAAAACACUGCACCAGGAGAAUAGUGGAAAGGUGGUUUACUCUGUGGAGCAGGGCUCUCCGGAUGGGGGAUCUGGCCUGCGACUCAGAAACAUGCUUUAUUGCAGACGUCUGUUCUCACCUUUGACUUUGGUUUUAUAAACAGCAUUAAAAUUUUUGAAGAUAAGCUCACUCCUUAAGGAUACCACAUAUCACAUUUUCAAUACUGUGUGGUUGCUGAUGAUACUGAAGGACACAUGUAAAGAGCUUUAGUGAAUUCUUUUUAGUACUUUAAAGAACUCCAUGUCAAGUAUAUGAUAUAACUGGAGUGUGAAGUCAAGUACGUUCAGAUCGACUAUUAAAUUAGUACCCGAAGGUAGACAAAACUAAAAUCAGUUUUGAAGAGGUUUUGAAUAUCAGGAUAUCUUUCCCAACCAUGUGCUCACAGACAAAUUGUUUUCAUUAUAACUUUAGAGUAAAUGUUCAGGUUUCUUAAUUGUUUUAAAAUAAUCUUGGUACUUAUCACCUUAACAUAAACACUUCAGAAUCUUGUUUCAAUAUAUAUCUUAUUUCAAACUACACUUAACUAUUUUCUAAAGCUUUGCAUUUUCAUUAAAGCCUCCAGAGGCUUAACUGAACUUAAAAUGAGAUUUUGAGCCUCGUUUUCUUUGAUACUUGAAAUAGAGGGAGCUAGAAUACUUCAUAUUUAAUCUGUUAACCUGCUGCAAGAGCCAUAACUGGGUUUUCUAAAUGACUGUGGGUUUCCAGGAUUUAGAAUUUCUUGUUCUAAACUUUAUGCUGCAUAAAACAAACAUUAGAAAUGCACAUUUCAUAGUAUAAAAUAUGAAGCACUUGUUUUUAUACCUUAUUAUCUAAGGAAAUAUAUGCACCUUCAGAAUUCCAGAGUGUGUUCAAGUAAAGCAUAUUAGAAUAAUGGGUGGACAGACUUUUUCCCCCCCUAGAAUUAAGAGUAUUUGUGUGGUUUCCUUUGUUUACAGAUAAUCCGACUAUAAUAUUUAAACAUGCAAAAUAGCUGACAGUAAAGUUAAACUUGUUUACUACAGAUAUUCUUUUAAGUUGUUUCAUGGGUGCACACAUAAACACUUAAACACAAAUUACUGCAUUGAGAAUCCUGGAACUGUGCUGUAGAUCAGAGCUGAAAACUGAUUUUUCAGUCAAGACAAAUGUUAACUUGUCAUGAAGGUAAUACAGUAAUAGUGAAUGUUUUUCUUUACCAUCCAUGUGCAAUUAUGCUCUAAAUUCAACUACACUACAUGAAAGUAAAUGGACAUUCCAGAAAUAGAUGUGAUUGUAUAGUCUUUAAUUAUUAUUAAACCAAUGAUUGCUGAAAAUCAGUGACACAUUUGUUAUAGAGUGUAACUCAUCGUUUACAGUAUGUUUUAGAUGACAUCAUCAUAACGAUAGGUGAAUAAGGUAUUACAAAUAAAUUUAUAUAGCAGUGAAGAAUUCCAUGCCUUCUGUGGACGUUUUAUAAGUGCAUUUUAUAUCACAAUAAAAAUUUUUUCUCUUUAAA